AUGCUGAUAACAAUGCUGAUAACUGGUGAUAGCAGUGCUAACAGCCCCCAGCUGAGGGCCCUGGGCUGCCCCAAUCAGCAGAGCCAGCAGCUCAUCAGGAUGAGAACUCUCCCCAGCAGUGAUUCCUUCUCCAGAAGGUUCCUGGACAAGAUCCUUCAGCUCAGCUUGGUCAAGUACCCGCUGGAGCUCCUGGGGAAGGCGUCUGCCUGGAUCGGGCUGGUGCUCCCUGUCAGCUCCAUCAGGGACAGGCUGUGCCCCCCAUCCCGGUCCCCCGGCAGGGCAGGGCUCCUCGCCAGGAAGCGCCGGGGGAAACUGCAGCGCCUGCUGCUCUCCGUGACCCCCGCCAGCAUCCAGAGCCUGCUGGGCUGCCUCCCCAUGGACUGGGGCCAGAGCAGCGCGCCCAGGGAGAUCCGCGAGGCUCCCAUCAACCCAGACAGCAAAGGCAGCAAGAGGAAGAGGGAUGAUGUGGCUCUGGAGCAGCACGAGUCCUGGCUCGUGGUGCUGGAGAGGGACUGGCCGGAGGAGGACUCUGAGGACCCCACGUAUGAGCCCUCAGAGGUGGAGACAGACAGUGAGGAGUACCAGUCCCAAAAUGACACUGACCUGGAGCUGGAGGAGCAGGGUGAGCUCCCUGUGCUGGAGCCCUCAGCUGCCCAGGGCUCUGUGCUGCCCCCAGAGCCUGCAGCAGAGGCUCCAGCUGUGGCCAGCGGUGGGGAAGAGGCUCCAGCUGUGGCCAGCGGUGGGGAAGAGGCUCCAGCUGUGGCCAGCGGUGGGGAAGAGGCUCCAGCUGUGGCCAGCGGUGGGGAUAUCAGCAAGCAGGAGGCUGACACAACCUGUGUAACCCCCCAGGGUGCUCACGAUCCGCUCCGCCCUGCCUGCACCAUCAGGGGCGCAGGGGGGGCUGAGCCCGCAGGAGCCGAGGCUCAGCUGCGCCUGGCAGAGCGGCAGUGA
Messenger RNA from Oenanthe melanoleuca, 951 nucleotides. RefSeq lists its product as uncharacterized. Lineage: Eukaryota; Metazoa; Chordata; Aves; Passeriformes; Muscicapidae. The record is from RefSeq and is a predicted model, not a curated record. The transcript has 8 exons. The coding region runs from base 1 to 951 and encodes 316 amino acids.